AUGGACGCGUUUAUUGGUCCGGCGACGAACGUAUCAAACUUUUCGCUGCAUUACCUGCCAAGUCCCUUCCUUCCGUCCCAGCUAAUAUAUUUGGAGUCAGUGCUUGUGCUAUUUUGCGUACUUGGUGCGUCUCUUAACUCAAUAAUCAUUCAUAUCACUGCCGCAGAGACUCACUACCAAGGCCCUGAUCUUGACGGGCGGAAAAGAGCUCUCAUCAUGUACUUUGUGUAUAACCUUGCUGUGUCUGACUUAUGUGGUUGUCUUAUCUCUGCGCCAUCUCUCAUUCUUCAACUCAACCUACAACAGGCGGGUAAUCAGUGGCAGUGUAUUCUGCACCGAGGAAUAGGCUUUAUUUUUCCUCUUUGUACAAACUUCUUGAUAGUAACUAUCUGUGUCGAGCGCUAUCUUUCUGUGACAUACCCAUUCAAGUACCUUUCAACUUCUAAGGCAAAGGCGAUCAUCAAGCUGAGCUGGGUCUUAGGAGUGGCUUGGAGUAUCCUGGCCUCGAGUGCGUACCGUGGAACUGUUAUCGAGCUUGACCAUACCCACUACUCCUUUGACUGCCACUUCAGUAACCAAUCAUCGGCCAAGGCUAUAUUCAUCAUCUUCAUCACAUUCUCAUUCAUCCUCCCAGCUAUAGUCAUAGGCUUGACUACAAUACGGACGAUACGCACGAUACGGCGACUCGCCACCACGCGUGACGGCGGGACUACCCAGGCGUAUGACCGAAGUACGUGGAUGCUGAUGGUGGUAGUGAUAGUCUUUGCGGCCAGUUACAUACCCUAUGUCGGGAACGCGAUAUCACGAGCAAUAUUAGGCGAUAACUACAUUUCCAAAUCAACGGAGGCACUUCUACGAUUUGUUGCUGCCACCUCGGGCUACAGCAAUGCGGUUAUCAACCCUAUCGUGUACCUCACCAUAAUGAGAAGCUUGCGGCUCAAGUUUUUCAGACUGCUAGGGUGCAAAGACACGUUUUGUAACAGGGCAGUGGAUCCUUGUGACGCAACGAUGGAGGAUAUGCCCGAGUUUGGACCCGAGGAAGAGGAGUCGGUACCGCAAGCAGGGAUCAGAAAGGACAUCUCGCCAUCUUUGCUCGAGUUAGACCCGGAAAGCUUGCAACACAUGGCGGUUGACAUAACGGUCUUGUGA
Messenger RNA from Nematostella vectensis (starlet sea anemone), 1149 nucleotides. Its product is annotated as histamine H2 receptor-like. Lineage: Eukaryota; Metazoa; Cnidaria; Anthozoa; Actiniaria; Edwardsiidae. Gene Ontology annotation, molecular function: G protein-coupled peptide receptor activity. Gene Ontology annotation, cellular component: membrane. The transcript has a single exon. Gene Ontology annotation, biological process: neuropeptide signaling pathway. Bases 1 to 1149 code for a protein of 382 amino acids. The record is from RefSeq and is a predicted model, not a curated record.